AUGCCCAACGCGGACAGAACACUGCCAACCGCCCUUCAGCUACCGAAAUGUUCUGCCCUUAACUUCAAACCUCACUUUGUUUCAAGAACGAGUCAGUGCAGAAAACAUCUCUGGAAACCUGGACUCUCCGGAGGGAGGGCUUGA
Staurois parvus is the source of this 144-nucleotide messenger RNA. NCBI's taxonomy places the organism in Eukaryota, Metazoa, Chordata, Amphibia, Anura, Ranidae. The record is from the annotation of a GenBank genome assembly.